This is a messenger RNA of Schistocerca nitens (vagrant locust), 624 nucleotides long. RefSeq lists its product as uncharacterized. The record is from RefSeq and is a predicted model, not a curated record. The transcript has 6 exons. NCBI's taxonomy places the organism in Eukaryota, Metazoa, Arthropoda, Insecta, Orthoptera, Acrididae. The coding region runs from base 1 to 624 and encodes 207 amino acids. Gene Ontology annotation, cellular component: cytosol. Gene Ontology annotation, molecular function: oxidoreductase activity.
AUGACCGACUGUAUUAAUGCACAGAGGGACUACCCUGAAGAGGAUGCGAUUGCUACAGUGCGGGAGGCGAUCCGGAAGGGCACCAACUACAUCGACACGGCACCCUUCUACGGCCUCGGGAGGUCUGAAGAAGUUCUCGGCAAGGCCCUGAAGGGGAUUCCUCGGCAGGCAUACUAUAUCGCCACCAAGGUAGCCUGCUAUACGAUGGACCCACGCACCAUGUUCGACUUCUCUGUGCAGAAGACGAGAGAGAGUGUCGCGAAGAGUCUCGAGCUGCUGCAACUGGACUACGUGGACGUCAUACAGGUGCAUGAUGUGGAGUUUGCUCUGAACCUGGACAUAAUUAUUCAGGAGACUCUUCCAGUGCUGCAGGAACUUGUGGCAAAGGCAAGGCGAGGUUCAUCGGCAUCACGGGAGAAGGGCGUGGGCGUGAUCUGCGUGGCGGGUACGGCGAUGGCCCUCCUGAGUAGUGCGGGGCCACAGCUGUGGCAGCCAGCAUCCCAGGAGCUGCAGGACGUGUGCAGGGCGGCAGCCGACUACUGCAAGGUACGCAUAGAGUCCCGGCUGGCGGUGAUAAUGUUCCCCGGUCACCUGCCCGCCGGCUGGCCAGCUGCACGCCACUGA